AUGGGCAAGCCAAGGCCAAGCAAGAAGGCGCUCGGGAAGCGCAAGGCCCCACCAGCCCCUGCGGCUAACGUGGCGAAGAAGGCCAAGGGCCCCAAAGGCAGCGCACUUGACGACGAGAGCGGCCCGGAUCGCGGCGGCCGGCCGAAGCGCAAGCCAGACCAGCCGAAGAAGGUCAAGCUUCGUGACCAGAAGCUCAUCCCUGUUCCUAGGACAGACUAUGCCAGCGCGGACGAGGACGAGCUGAGCGAUCUGGGCGAGGAUGAGGAUCUCGAGAUCGAUGCCGCUGCUGCGUUCUCCAAGCUCGAUCCCAGUAUGCUCUCGCGAACGCGGAAGGAAACGAAGCGUAUCCACGCGCUCGAGAGGGAUCGCGACGAGAUGCCUGUCGUGAAGAAGAAGCGCGCGCCGAGCGUUUCCUCGAUCUCGGACAUUUCCGACUACGACUUUGACUCGGAGGUUGAGCUGAGCGACGACGAGCGGUCGAAUGUCGACCUUCUCUCCGAGAGCGGAUCUGAGCUUGGCUCUGACGACGAGGACGGGUCAGACGAGUUCAACGACGUGUACGAUGGCUUGUCCGAUGUCAGCUCGGACGAGGAGGAGGAGGAGGCUCCGAAGCGCAAGAGGCGGGCACGUUCCGAGGAGGCCGAAUACGAAACGGCCGGCCGUGCGCGAUGGGCUCAAAAGGAGGAAGAGGAGGCAGACAGUGUCGAGGUCGGUCGCUUGCCGAUCAAGCUGCCUACUGGCGAGGUGCAGCUCGUCGAGGGGACGACAAGGGUAGCGCUGCCGCCGAGCAAGAAGCCCGCCAAGCCCGAGCCCGAGAGCGAGCCAGAGGAGGAGGAGAGCGAGUCGGAAGAAUCGGACGACGGGCGCGAUGCUGCGCGCAUGGCCGCACAGCCUGGGCGUUUUGGGCGUCUCAACGUCGGUGACAUUGUCAGCGCUCCGUGGAAGAACGCACAGCGUCUCGAGGCGGCCAAGGAGCAGCUUGCGGCUCUCGGUGCCGAGAUCCUGGGUGGCGGCGAGCUGGUGGACAUCGGACCUACCCUCACGCGCCUCUCGACGUUCGCACUCACUUCCGUUGCCGCUCCCGAGGGUAAGGGCUCACUUCCUAUUCCCAACUCGAUCCGCGCGCUAGCGUUCCUCUCGCAGCUCGCUGUGUUCAAGGACAUCAUUCCCGGCUACAGCAUCCGUCCUCUCUCCGCACAGGAGGAGGCCGAGAAGGUGCGUGAGGAGGUACGCCGUCAGCGUGAGGGCGAGAAGCUGCUCGUACGCAACUACAAGAGCUACCUCCGCAUGCUCGAGGUGGAGAUCAAGGGCAAGACACCUCUCUCUCCGGUCGCGCUGAAGUGUAUGGCCGACCUGCUCGCAUCUGUGACACACUUCAACUUUUCGUCUGCCAUCAUGGCUGCGCUCGUCGCGCGCCUGGGCCGGAGGACUUGGGACAGCGACUCGGACCUGAUCCUGGGCACGUUUGUGAGCGUGUUCAAACAGGACGUCUCGGGGACGUACUCACAGGCACUUGUCCGCCUCAUCGCGCGUAUGAUCAAGGAGCGCAAGUUCCAGGUGCACCCCAACGUGCUCUCGUGCCUGCUGCAUCUUCGUCUGCGGACCGAGCUCAACCAAAUGCAGGACGGCAAGAAGCGGAAAAAGGGCAUGCGCGGGCCCGCGCAAGAGAAGACAUUCAAGAGCGAUGUCCGCAAGAAGUGGCAGACGAAAAACCAAAAGAAGAAGGAGAAGGAGAUGAAGGAGAUUCAGCGUGAGAUGGCUGAGGCUGAAGCCGAGGUCGAUGAGGAGGAGCGCGCCCAGGUCCAGACCGAGACGCUCAAGAACCUCUUCGUCCUCUACUUUUCUAUCCUCAAGUUCCCAGGAAAGAGCGCCUUGUUGCCCGCCGCCCUCGAGGGUUUAUGCCACUUUACCCACCUGAUCAAUGUCGAUUUCUUCCGCGACUUGCUCCAUGUGCUCCGGCGGAUCAUCGCCGACGGCAAGGCCGACGAGGCCGACGACCUCGACCCUGUGGGGCAGACACAGCGUGUCCGUAUUCGCAUGCUGGGCAUCGUCACUGCCUUUGAUCUGCUUUCGGGGCAAGGCGAGGCGCUCAACAUCGACCUCGCCGACUUUGUCACUGAGCUGUACGCGCUCCUGCGCCCCUUGUCCCUCGACACAGGAGUCGAAGACCCGCCCAUCCUGACAGAGGCCACUGCCGCAGCUGCGGCACAGCAAAGGAAGGCGGGCGCAUCGCGUGCGACAGCCGAACGCCAGCCUGCACACACGCUGAGCACGUCGGCCCUCCUCUUCCGCUGCCUUGAGGCCAUUUUCUUCCCUCGCUGGGGCCGGACGCCUCCCAUCCGUGCCGCCGCCUUUGGCAAACGCCUGUGCGAGUGCGCCCUCCUCUUCCCACCGGCGACCGCACGCGAGGCACUCAUCUUUGUGCGUCGCCUGGCUUCAAAGGAGCCCAAGCUGGCCAACCUCCUCGACACCGAGGAACGCACGUUUGACGGUGUGUACCGCCCUGAGAUCGACGACCCGCAGCUGGCCAACCCCUUCACGUCGAGCUUGUACGAGCUGGACACGCUCGCCCAGCGCCACUGGGAGCACAAGGUACGAGCCGAGGCGAAGCGUGUACGCGACGCCCAGUUUGUGUGA
Molecule: messenger RNA, 2637 nt
Organism: Cutaneotrichosporon cavernicola
Lineage: Eukaryota; Fungi; Basidiomycota; Tremellomycetes; Trichosporonales; Trichosporonaceae
Exons: 3
Coding region: 1-2637 (878 amino acids)
Biological process (GO): DNA replication initiation
Cellular component (GO): nucleolus
Molecular function (GO): chromatin binding
Source: RefSeq, a predicted model, not a curated record